UUUUGUUUGUUUUUCACUUUAAUUCUAACGUGAAUUGUUUGUUUUGACUUCUAUCGUGUACAUACUGGAAUCAUUUUUGUUCGGGAAUGUGUUAAUUUGAAUACAGCUGCUUUGAUUGAGUACACGAAUAAAGCUAGGAACCUGCUAAACAAAAUGGCACUUGCAUGUGAUAGAAGGUAUGUUGGAGGGGAUGUAUGGUGUGCAUGUGACAACAGUGUAGUCUGUAUUAAUGAAAACCAAGAAAACGACUUUGAAACAAUAUCACAGACCAUAAGUAAUUUUACACGAAGGAAUCCCACCGAUACAGAAAUAGUACAUCUGUUGAUACAGGCAAUAUUAAAUACCUGUAAUACGCGAAUUGAUGUGUUAAGUAAAGCAUGCACAAAUCCCCGGGACUUUCAUGAACCUAUCAUCAAGGCUGUCGACACUGGUAAUUCGAAGAUUUUGAAAACAUUGCUAGAAAACAAUUUUGAUCCAUGUAGCUAUAAAAAAGUUGAUACGAUACCAUUCCGUCUGUCGGCCAUUGACCUGGCUUUACAGAGGAAGGAUAUUCUGUCUGCAAAAUUGCUCAUGCAAUACGGCGCCAAACCUGAUAUCUAUUUCGGUGUUACCGAAUCAGUUGAACGUGGGAACGAUGUGCAUUUAUUUUUCUUGCAAUCCCAUUUCUCAGAGGAUGUUAGCAGUGUGAUAAAGUUCCACAGUGCCGGGUUUCUUCAUACCGCAGUGGAGAAGGGCCACACAGAAGUCAUAAAAUUGUUGAAACAGCUGGGAGCUGAUAUCAACUUGGCUAUACACCAGAGAGGCACGCCAUUAAUGUGCGCACGUAGACCUGACGUCAUUAACCUCUUGAUACCGCACGGAGCCGAUGUAAACGCUAAGCUUCCGGCAGAAUUUAACAGCUCUACUGCAUUGUUACAUGCAGUCUCUGUUGGGUUCUACAGUAAAUUUGUCAAUUCUCAAGAAAAUGUUAGUAAAUCAAGUAACAUGAUAAUGAAUGAUAUACAAGAUAUAAUUAAAUCUCUAGUAAGCAACGGUGCAAAUGUAGACGAUAGAAACAUCGAUGGUAAAACAGCUCUUAUGGUGGCUGUUGAACAAAGCGAGUAUUCGGAAAUUGUUGAGUUUUUAAUUUCUAAACACGCCAACACCAAUCUUAGAAACAAAGAAGGAAAAACAGCUUUACAUUUGGCUGUUAGUAGUAGAUGUAGGGCUAACAUAGAUGUUUUGCUGAAGUCAAAGGUAGAUUUAGACGUGCAGUGUAAGUCAGGAAUGACAGCUUUACAUGAAGCUGUCCGGACAGGACAGAGGACAGUUGUUGUAGCCCUGAUUCAACAUAAAGCUGACGUGGGUUUAACCGAUGCUAAAGGCAACUCCCCGCUACAUCAUACAGUGAUUAGUGAGUGCAGUGAUACUGGCAUUGCAGAACUAUUGUACUACGCUGGGUGUGAGUUAGAUCAAAGCAAUCACGACGGGUACACGCCAGUGAUGCUGGCUGCUGAGAGACUACAGAUGGAUUAUGUAAAACUGUUCUGUAAACUUGGAGCAGAUGUUAAUUUAAUGAACAGCAAAAUUGGCAAAACAGCUCUUAAUUAUAUUUUAAACGUAAAACACAGAUCAGAAACAAGGGAGAUGGUGUGUGAUGGAAUUAGCUACCUUCUUGGUAAAAUCGAUAAACUCCCUAAAAUAGAUCCUAUGAAAUUUCACUUUUUAAUAUUUGAAGGCAGGAUCGAGCUUCUUCAUAAGUUUGUAUGUGCGGGGUUAAAGCCAGAUAACGUUGAAUUGAGACUUCAAAAUUAUGACGGUUAUAACAGUCAACAGGUGCUGUCCCCAAUCGCGUUCGCUCUCUUGUGUAAUGAGGUAGAAAUAGCCGGGUACUUCUACGACCUAGGUUUCACGACGAAAGGCGACUUACUACUCAAAACAUCUCAACAAAGUAUUACAAAAUUCUUAGAAAGUAAGGAGUACACCCAGGGACUACAGUUCCUGUCCGAGUUUUCGCCAAGAGCAGUGAGGCUACAGAGCAUGUGUUUUCUCACCAUCUCGUCUGCUGUUGGCUUUGGUAAAGAGCGGGAAACAAAAGUCGGGAGCUUAGGAUUGCCGCGAGUAUUUCAGAGGAAACUUCUGCUCCAGCCCGAUAAUCUAGCCAGCACAGGCCGAGAGAGAGGAGGCCCCAGAGACGAGUACAGGUUCCAGAAACUUCUCCUGACUUUCGACAGGUUUUGUGUAGCAGAACAACUGAUACCUGGACACGUAAACACGAGAUAAACACAUACCAUUGACUUCAUGGGCUAAGCACAUUUACUUGGUUUCGUUAACAAGAUUUGGAAUACAUAUGGAAUUUCUACCAAUGCUGAAUUUUAGUAUAUGAAUGCGUGUGUACCGUAGACUUUUAUUUAAACUAUAAUUAGAAAACAUUUAAUCUAUGUAAGCCUUUUUAACAAAUAAUAUUUAUUGUAACUUCAAAUAUCCCUGCACUCAAUUACAAGUAAUAAGACCGACUAAUUAAUUCUUUAUUUCACUAUUUCUAUUUUUACUCUAACCAAUUUAUAUUGUUACUGCGUUAAUGUAAAAACGUCGCAUGUGCAUUUUUACAUUGAGGACCCAUUUCUGAAACAGUAUAUUUACACCACAUAUUUCAAGUGCCUGAUAAUAUCUAGAUUUUUUUCUUGUUUUUAGAUUGAAUAAAUUUAAAAAAUUAAUAGUUCUUCAAAUCAGAUUUGCAAUAUAUAUUUAUUUAAAACAAUCGGAAAAUCGACUAAAUCAUCAUGAAAACCGUCCAAAGUUAGCUCACUCUAUGCUUGGGCCUUUUCGCCUAGCUGUAAUGAGAGAAAUACAUUAGAUACAUUAGAUAAACACGUUUUCAUGAUGUAAGCUUAUCAGACGAGUCGCUGAUAAACUGUGUAGUAUUUUAUUUUUUAUCAGUUAUUUUUAGAAACACGAUGGCAGCUUUUACAAUAGACACGUAUAUAAAUGGUACACAUUGUGAUGUUAAACUUUGUGUGUAACACAUAUGGAUACCAGCCAUGGGGGAUAAGUAAUAAAGUUGUAAUUCAUUGGGUUGCGGCUCCUGUGGGGCCGUAACUGUUGAUGUAGUUUUUUUGCAUGCUCUUCGGUGAGCGAUUUUACCUGUGUCCCAUGUCAUGUGACAUGGGAUUAUGGGUAGUUUGUCUAAAGCUUAGCGAAUAAGUAAACUUUAAUUCAAACCUAAAUCUGUACAUGUUUGAUGUGUUGUGAAUGGUUCACUGUGUUGCUUGGUUAUGUAAUUCAUCACAUUCCACUAUUUUGUUAAUAUCCUAUGAAUUACUUUUUUUAAAUUAAAAAAAAGUAUA
Messenger RNA from Physella acuta, 3326 nucleotides. Its product is annotated as E3 ubiquitin-protein ligase mib1. The record is from RefSeq and is a predicted model, not a curated record. Gene Ontology annotation, molecular function: protein binding. Lineage: Eukaryota; Metazoa; Mollusca; Gastropoda; Physidae.